UUGUCUUCCAGUUGUAAGAAAAAUACAGGAAAAAAGAAUUGAAAAGCCCUAAAUAAAAAAGUCGAAAACUUUAGCUUUGACCAACUCUUUCCUCUCUUUUCAUGGUAGACCCAACUCUCUCAUUUCUUACUCUCUGAUUCAUCUCUCUCUCUCUCUUCAUUUCCAUGGAAGGAAGGUGAUGAGCUUUCUCAAUCUCUCUUUACUGAUUCUUAAUGAAAGUCAUCUCCUUUCUCUUUGGUAUCCCUUUUCUUCUUCUCUGCUUAAUUCCUGACCAAAAAUUGUGACAAGAUCUUUCAAUCCAAAAGCUAUAUACAUUAAGAGCUCAGGUCACUAUCUGACGGGAUCCGUGACAAUAGUGGUUACUGGAGUCAAAAGCAGCUCCUUGAAUCUUGAGUGUUAAGUAGAUAGGUAAGGUAACCGUUCAUGGCCUCGAAGUAUGGUUCUGGAGUUCUCCCAGAAAAUAAGAAGGAAAAGGGCGAUAAGGAAACCCCGGAAACAUCUUAUUCCAGUCAAAGUGUCUCAGUAAACACUUUGGCAGAUCAAGUAUCUUCAACUUUGUCUUUUGCUCCAAGCAGCGACAGUAAAACUGGAGGUGAAGUUAAAUUUAAUGAAAAGUCUGAUCAGAGCGGGAAGAGUAACACAUGUAGACCAAGCACAAGCAGUGAUAUCAGUGAUGAGAGCACAUGUAGCAGCUUUAGUGGUAACAACAAGCCUCACAAGGCGAAUGACGUGAGAUGGGAAGCAAUUCAAGCUGUCCGAACGAAACAUGGCGUAUUGGGGUUGAACCAUUUUAGGCUCUUGAAGAGGUUAGGGUGUGGGGAUAUCGGAACUGUCCACCUUGCUGAGUUGCACGGAACAAGGUGUUUUUUUGCAAUGAAGGUUAUGGACAAAGGGGCUUUGGCUAGCCGUAAAAAGCUUCUUAGAGCUCAGACCGAGAGGGAGAUAUUGCAGUGUCUUGACCACCCUUUUCUCCCAACUUUGUAUAGUCACUUCGAGACUGAGAAGUUCUCAUGUUUGGUUAUGGAGUUCUGUCCUGGAGGUGACUUGCAUACCCUUCGACAAAGACAGCCCGGGAAGCGAUUUUCAGAACAAGCAGCAAAGUUUUAUGUAGCGGAAGUACUUCUUGCAAUGGAAUAUCUUCAUAUGCUUGGCAUCAUAUACCGCGAUCUAAAGCCAGAGAAUGUUCUUGUUAGAGAUGAUGGACAUGUGAUGCUUUCUGACUUCGACCUCUCCUUGAGAUGUACUGUUAGCCCCACAGUGGUCAGAUCAACUGUUCUUGCGUCUGAAGGGCAAAAGAACUCGGGUUAUUGUGCGCAACCUGCUUGCAUCCAACAGCCAUCUUGCAUUUCUGCUCCUACAACAUGCUUUUCUCCACGUUAUUUCUCAAGUAAAUCCAAGAAAGACAAGAAAAUGAAAAACGAAACUGGAAACCAGGUAAGUCCAUUGCCCGAGCUCGUUGCUGAGCCCACAAGUGCUCGCUCAAUGUCAUUUGUUGGCACACAUGAGUAUUUAGCUCCUGAGAUCAUCAAAGGUGAAGGGCAUGGGAGUGCGGUUGAUUGGUGGACUUUUGGGAUCUUUUUGUAUGAGCUAUUGUUUGGUAAAACCCCGUUUAAAGGGUCAGGAAACCGAGCAACACUCUUCAACGUUGUGGGUCAGCCUCUGCGUUUCCCAGAAUCUCCAGUUGUCAGUUUUGCUGCUAGGGAUUUGAUUAGGAGUCUGCUUGUGAAAGAGCCUCAGCAUAGAUUAGCGUAUAAGCGUGGUGCAACUGAGAUGAAGCAACAUCCUUUCUUUGAAGGAGUGAAUUGGGCAUUGGUUCGAUGCGCUAGCCCACCAGAGAUACCAAAACCGGUUGAUUAUGAGAGUGCGCCUGCUACUCCAGCAGCAGCCACAUCUACUAGUGUCAAGUCUGACCAGAGUAAUUAUCUGGAGUUCGAUUUCUUUUGACAUAUUUCAGCAAGAAAACUGCCAUUAGAUUUAUCAAUUUGUUCUUGGCGAUCUGCAAAUACGUUUAGUAUUUUGAAAAUGUGAUAACUCUUUUUAAUUCUUUGUCAAUGCCAUUCUUGAGAGUUCACGCUGAGAUGGUUUUGUGAUUACCUGCAACGCAAAGAAGCUUAAAAGCCCUAAGCUACUUUUCUAAAUCAGAAAUUGCGAAAGCUGA
Arabidopsis thaliana (thale cress) is the source of this 2158-nucleotide messenger RNA. It is a transcript of the gene D6PKL1, whose product is annotated as D6 protein kinase like 1. NCBI's taxonomy places the organism in Eukaryota, Viridiplantae, Streptophyta, Magnoliopsida, Brassicales, Brassicaceae. The record is from RefSeq and is marked reviewed. The transcript is spliced from 3 exons. Bases 424 to 1944 code for a protein of 506 amino acids. Gene Ontology annotation, cellular component: plasma membrane. Gene Ontology annotation, molecular function: protein serine kinase activity; ATP binding; protein serine/threonine kinase activity.